CGCUUCCUUUCCACGCAACGGAUUCUUCCUCCUCCGGGGCUGAGAGAAAACGCCAAGGCAGGGAGAGGUCAGGGGCAAGGAAAACGCAAGAAACGAUACACGAUACCGUUGUAAAUAUAUCAGACAAGCGGAAAUUCAGCAGCAUUUCCCCCCUAUUUUGGGGCAAAGAAAACUGGGACGGAGUCUGAGAAGUUGAUCUAAGUCCACCCCGGUUUUUUUCUUCUUUUUUUUUCGUUCUUGUGGUUGACAGUUAACCGCUUGUGCUGGACGUGAGCGCGCUGGCGUCAUUGCUCCUUCCAGGAAGUACUCUGCACCAUUUCCUUUUGCAGAAGCCCAACAAAAGAGACUGCAUCGGCCACUUCCUGUCCAAGUGCGUGUAGAUGUGCGACAGCGGAUUGUGCGAGGACAAGCCCCCCGCCCCCCCUGUCAGGAUGAGUAGCCAAGGAGGAGGAGCCAAGGACCCCCAGUCCACCAAUCACAACUCUCGGCCGCUUCCGUCCGUGCCGGAGGAGCGCAAGUCCAGAAAUAAAAUCAUCUCCAUCUUUGCUUCGGAGAAAGGAGGUAGGAAGAAGGAUCGGGAUAAGGACAGGCCAGAGAUCUCCUCCCCGUCGGAUUUUGAACACACCAUCCAUGUGGGCUUUGACGCCGUCACUGGAGAGUUCACGGGCAUGCCGGAGCAAUGGGCUCGUCUCCUCCAAACCUCCAACAUCAGCAAAUCUGAGCAGAAGCAGAAUCCCCAGGCGGUCCUGGACAUCCUCAAGUUCUACGACUCCACCAGCGGGAAGCAGAAAUACCUCAGCUUCUCGGCCUCAGAUAAAGAUUCGUCGUUGGUUAAGCAGGGCACCACCACUUCCUCAUCAGGCGCUAAAGACGCCGACGAUGACGAUGAUGACGACAUGCCGCCGCCCGUCGUGGCGCCCAGGCCGGAACACACUAAGUCGGUCUACACGCGGUCGGUGAUCGACCCUAUCCCGGCUCCGGAGGCCGACGCCGCUUCCAAGGCGGCCGACAGGCAGAAGAAGAAAGGAGGCAAAAUGACGGACGAGGAGAUCAUGGAGAAACUCCGGACUAUCGUUAGUAUCGGAGAUCCCAAGAAGAAAUACACUCGAUACGAGAAGAUCGGACAAGGGGCAUCUGGAACCGUCUACACGGCCAUAGAUGUUGCUACAGGGCGGGAGGUGGCCAUCAAGCAGAUCAAUUUGCAGAAGCAACCCAAGAAAGAACUCAUCAUCAACGAGAUCCUGGUCAUGAAGGAGAUGAAGAAUCCCAACAUCGUCAACUUUGUUGACAGUUUCCUGGUUGGCGAGGAGCUGUUUGUGGUGAUGGAGUACCUGGCGGGCGGCUCGCUGACCGACGUGGUGACGGAGACGUGCAUGGACGAGGCCCAGAUCGCAGCCGUAUGCAGAGAGGUCCUGCAGGCUCUGGAGUUUCUUCACGCCAAUCAGGUCAUCCAUCGAGACAUCAAGAGCGACAACGUCCUGCUGGGAAUGGACGGAUUGGUCAAACUCACCGACUUUGGCUUCUGCGCUCAGAUCACGCCAGAGCAGAGCAAGCGCAGCACCAUGGUGGGCACGCCGUAUUGGAUGGCUCCGGAGGUGGUCACCAGGAAGGCCUACGGGCCCAAAGUGGACAUUUGGUCCCUGGGCAUCAUGGCCAUCGAGAUGGUGGAGGGAGAGCCCCCUUAUCUUAACGAGAACCCUCUCAGGGCAUUGUAUUUAAUUGCCACCAACGGCACUCCUGAGCUGCAGAGUCCAGAGAAGCUGUCCCCCGUCUUCCGAUCCUUCCUGUCGCGAUGUUUGGAGAUGGACGUGGAGAAACGAGGGUCAGGCCGAGAACUUUUGCAGCAUCCUUUCCUGAAGCUGGCCAAGCCUCUGUCCAGUCUGACUCCUCUCAUCCUGGCUGCCAAGGAGGCCAUGAGGAGCAACCGCUAAGUACACAAGAGGGUAUUUACCCCCCCCAAAAGAAUCACCCCAAAAACCCAGACAGUGUUUUUUUUUUUCACCUUUGUGCCUUCCUUACAUUGCGUUUGUCAACAUGCCAUGUGCAAUUUGAGGUGGUUAAAUAAGUUAGACAUCAAGGAACAACUAUUUACCCUCCUACCGCCAUUUCUGCAUGACAGCUUUUCAGUCACUCGAAAGUGGCUCUGGAUCUUGGUCCACCCAGUCUUAUUAAUGUGUGGAUACAUUUCUACUACACUCCAGACAGUCAAUUUUUUUAUACUAGCCAUUAAACAAUACAUUUUCCUAUAAGCAUACAGUAAAUAAACAUAAAAAAAACUUAGUCAUGCACUUUUUGGGAUGGUUGAGUCAUACAUUUUUAUGAAUGUAAAUAUGUCUGAAAGCCCUGAAUUUAAACUAACGGUGCUGUCCUGGUGCUGAAUUAAAUCAUCUGAAUACGAUUUUUUUUUUCACAUUUAACAUUUGUUUUGUUUCUCAAAUCAUAAAAUCUAUGCAAACACAUUCAUGCAUACUACCAAAAACAAGGAGCAUGUUUUUGCCUCGCUCAAUGUUCGGUUUGUCCUUGUGUGUGUCUGUGUGUGACUUUUUUACACGAUAGAAAGGACAAUAACCUGAUCAAAUUAAUCUGGAUAAGUUGUUUUACGUGUGACUAACGCCAGAAAAGUCCCUGUCCCCAAAUAUUGACAAAUCACAGAUAAUAUUUUUCAUAGUUUCGAUGGAAAUUUAUCCCCUAAAGGACCUCAACGCCAUGUCAGUUUAGACAAUCACUGGAAAUAUUUGAAUGUGCAUUUAAAAUGUUCUGUGACAUGCAUAUUAUUUGGCCAGGGACCAAAGUAGACGGAUAGAGGAAUUUUAUCAUUCAAAACAAAAUGUUUUUCAUGCAACAAGUGACUGGAGUGGAAUAAAACAGUUGGUAAAUUAUUCAGAAA
Molecule: messenger RNA, 2887 nt
Organism: Syngnathus acus (greater pipefish)
Lineage: Eukaryota; Metazoa; Chordata; Actinopteri; Syngnathiformes; Syngnathidae
Product: serine/threonine-protein kinase PAK 2-like
Exons: 16
Coding region: 381-1931 (516 amino acids)
Biological process (GO): regulation of axonogenesis; intracellular signal transduction; protein phosphorylation
Cellular component (GO): cytoplasm
Molecular function (GO): protein serine/threonine kinase activity; ATP binding
Source: RefSeq, a predicted model, not a curated record